GUGAGAUCACCUGUCUGGAAGGACUCACCGUCAUAUACAGGAGCAGCGUUGACCUCUUCUUCUACGUGGUGGGGGGCUGCCAGGAGAAUGAACUGAUGCUGUCGGCUGUGCUCACCUGCCUCCUUGACACCCUCAGCCACCUCCUGGGGAAGGAGGUGGAGAAGCGUUGGCUGCUGGAAAACAUGGAGGGAACGUUCCUGGUUGUAGAUGAGAUCGUGGACAGAGGGGUGAUCCUGGAGACCGACCCUCAGCAAGUGAUCCAUCAGGUUGAUGAAAACCCCCUGUCUGAGCAGAGUGAGUCCCAGGGAAGCA
Molecule: messenger RNA, 312 nt
Organism: Apaloderma vittatum (bar-tailed trogon)
Lineage: Eukaryota; Metazoa; Chordata; Aves; Trogoniformes; Trogonidae
Product: coatomer subunit zeta-1-like
Exons: 5
Biological process (GO): intra-Golgi vesicle-mediated transport; intracellular protein transport; retrograde vesicle-mediated transport, Golgi to endoplasmic reticulum
Cellular component (GO): COPI vesicle coat
Source: RefSeq, a predicted model, not a curated record